This is a messenger RNA of Bradysia coprophila, 1550 nucleotides long. RefSeq lists its product as uncharacterized. The record is from RefSeq and is a predicted model, not a curated record. Lineage: Eukaryota; Metazoa; Arthropoda; Insecta; Diptera; Sciaridae.
UUAUCGUGGCCUUCAAUUAAUUGUAAUAAGGAAUGACUAGACAAAAACCCUUCGAAUUAAAUCGAUAUCUUGGAAAUGGUGUGUAGUACUGUGAUGGCGUCAGACCAUUACACACCUUCGAAUAAUUACAAAUUACAAAAUGUUAGAAUUUGUUAGAAAUAUUUUCCAUUUUGAAAUAGCAUGGAAAAUGCGUUUGAAAUUGUUCUAUUACUUUGCAAAAUUCCAUGCAUUGGCUCAUUUCAAAUAUAUAGAAAAUCGGAAUAAAGUCUCCUUCUCUUUCGUAUCAAUUAUUUACGGUUUGGUUUGGGUUGUUGGCUAUUUUCUGUUACUGUUAAUUGCUCUAUUCUCACUCAGCGUAUUCACGGAAGAUAGUCGUAACGAGAGCGAUAUUUUCCUUUUUGUAAAUACAUUGGAAAUCGUCACAAUUUUCUUUAAAGGCUUUUCCAUUUACUUACUACAAGUUAUUCAAUCAACGGAUCUAGUACUUCUGAUCAAUGAGGCAAUCGCUAUAAAUCAAUCGGUUGAUCAUAUGCAUCGGGAAAUAACUUAUACAUAUGGCCAUCGCUUCGUUCGUUUGUACAACAAUAAAAAGUGUUGUGUUCUGUUGCAAUUUGUACUAUUGUUCAUGUGCUACUACAUUUACCUUAAACAAAGCGGUCACGACGCCAUAAAAAAAGUCUUUGGAUUCCUCAUAGUUUACACACACUUUUUGACCGUCGUUGUGAGUGGACUGUACAUUUAUGGAAGUUUACUAUUGGCAUACGAAUUCUACCAUUCACUGAAUCGAAACUUAACUCAAGUUUUAAAGAAAGUUGAAGUAAACCAGAUAAGCAGAACACAAAUGGCAAGCUAUUGCCAAGCAUGUGAUGAACUGGACGAAAUAUCACUUACAUACACUCGUAUUAGCGCGUACGUUGGACGUAUUAAGCGAUUAUUUGCUGUCCAAAUUACGUUCGAAUUGCUCAUAUCGUUCCUGUUGAUAACAUGUGCCCUGUUCUACACAUUUUAUGCUCUACUUUCACGAGAAUCACUCGCUACGGACAAUGAUUUCGAGCGAUUAUAUGGGACUUUCAACAGUAUCAUGUACAGUACAAUCAAUUUUACAGUAUACUUUAUCGAAAUCUACACCAUCACCUGUAUAUCAAAUACAGUGAUUGGCGAAGCGGAAAAUCUAUCGACUUCUAUACAUAAGAGUGUUUUCAGCAAUGCAGACCCACGAUUCAUUCGAAGUCUUCAGCAACUGUCGUUGAAAACCAUUUUAGAGAAACCUGAAAUUUCACCGAUGGGCUUGUUUUUAAUCGAUAGAUCGUUAGUUAUAGGAGUAUGCCUUGAAAAACAUUGGUAAGUAACGAAUACACCUCAUCCAUAAAAAAUGUUUAAUUUUUAGAUUGGGGACACAAUAGUAACGUAUCUAGUUUUACUCGUCCAAUUUCAAAUGGAUCGCAAGAAACGCUCUGCGGAUACUUAAGAGUCUAGUACGAGAAGAGUCUUCGAAAUUUGCUGCUUCAAUGUGCACCUCAUUUUCGUAUGAAUAUAUCUAUUUCAGAAAU